UAGUCGGGAGCAGCCAGAGACAGCGCUCCGGUAAUCUCCCGGUAAUAAAUGGGGGGAGACGGGCACGUUAGGAACCGCCGGCACCAAGUGAUACCGCAGGCCCCCAGAGACCCCUGACACGGAUGCCUGCAUUUGGAGCACGAUGGGUUGCUUCGUGACGCCGCAGCAUACCGACGCACACCAGGCAGGUACACGCAGCAGCUUCACCUGCGAAGCCACAGCGGAGGACAAGCGGAGACUUUGCUGACUGACGGACUGAGAGACACAUCAGUGUACUUUUACCAUGGAGGAGAGCCGGGCAGAGUAACUUAUACUGCAGCCUGUACAGUAUCCAAAACCUGACAGUCAGAGAGGUGAGCGAUGUUCACGAUGAGCCGUUAAAUUCCUGCCGCCGAUGCUUUCUUUGGAGAGUGGAUUGACCGUCUCCUAACGGCAGAGGAGACGAGCAGAGAGGCCUUUACCCGUUUAUUUGAGUCCUCAGAUGGACCGAGUGCCCUCGGCACUGGCCGCUAAGAUGCGCUGGAUCACGCUGGUGCUUGCCGGCUUGACUUUCUGGGGUAAAGUGACUAUUUGUAACUGUUUCGACUACGAGGAGCCAGACUACGAUUACUACGAGGAGGAUAAAGCGGAGACCAUUGACUACAAAGACCCGUGCAAAGCUGCUGUAUUCUGGGGCGACAUCGCUUUAGACGAGGAGGACCUGCGCAUGUUCCAGAUCGACAGGACGAUAGACCUCACACAGCACACACACAUGCGCUCGCAUUCCCGACAGGGCCACACAUCUGGUGGCUUGGAGGAACAUGAAACUGCAAAGAAGAGAGGAUCGUUAUAUAUGCUGCUGGAGAGAAUACGCAGGUUUGGCUUUGAAUAUCUCCCAAAGAACUCCAGCAAGGGAUCCACUGGACCCAAGAGCCAAACUGGGAAAGGUGGGAAGACCGGGAGUGUUGUGAAAAGCCGAUUCCCCCGCGCGGCCACAUCUCGAGCUGAGAGGAUCUGGCCCGGAGGAGUCAUUCCCUACGUCAUAGGCGGAAACUUCACUGGUAGUCAGAGGGCCAUGUUUAAACAGGCCAUGCGUCACUGGGAGAAACAGACGUGUGUGACGUUUAUUGAGAAGACCGAUGAGGAAAGCUACAUCGUGUUCACCUACAGACCCUGCGGGUGUUGUUCCUAUGUGGGUCGUCGUGGCAACGGGCCCCAGGCUAUCUCCAUAGGCAAGAACUGUGACAAGUUUGGCAUCGUGGUACACGAAUUGGGUCACGUCAUAGGCUUUUGGCACGAGCACACGCGACCUGACCGUGACGAUCAUGUGACCAUCAUCCGGGAUAACAUCCAGCCAGGCCAGGAGUAUAACUUUCUCAAGAUGGAGCCGGGGGAGGUCAACUCUCUUGGGGAGCCGUAUGAUUUUGACAGCAUCAUGCACUACGCCAGGAACACCUUCUCACGGGGGAUGUUCCUUGACACCAUCCUGCCAUCCAGAGAUGAAAACGGGGUCCGUCCUGCUAUCGGCCAGCGGACCAGACUCAGUAAAGGAGACAUUGCACAGGCAAGGAAGCUGUAUAGAUGUCCAGCAUGCGGAGAGACACUCCAAGAGUCAACGGGCAACUUCUCAUCCCCUGGUUAUCCAAACGGAUACCCUUCAUAUACACACUGUGUUUGGAGAAUAUCUGUUACACCUGGAGAAAAGAUUGUCCUGAACUUCACCACCAUGGAUCUGUAUAAAAGCAGUCUGUGCUGGUACGACUACAUCGAGGUCCGGGAUGGAUACUGGAGGAAAGCUCCACUGCUUGGCAGGUUUUGUGGCGAUAAAGUCCCUGACGUGUUGGUCUCCACUGACAGCAGGAUGUGGAUUGAGUUCCGCAGCAGCAGCAACUGGGUGGGAAAAGGCUUCGCAGCCAUUUAUGAAGCGAUCUGCGGAGGAGAAAUCACCAAAGAUUCAGGACAGAUUCAGUCUCCAAACUACCCUGAUGACUACAGACCGUCCAAAGAGUGUGUGUGGAGGAUCACCGUGUCUGAGGGAUACAACGUCGGUCUCAGCUUCCAGGCUUUCGAGAUUGAGAGACACGACAGCUGUGCUUAUGACUACCUGGAAGUCAGAGACGGCCCUCUGGAAACGAGCCCCCUGAUUGGUCGAUUCUGUGGCUACGACAAACCUGAGGAUGUGCGCUCCACCUCGCACACACUGUGGAUGAAGUUCGUCUCAGACGGGACGGUCAACAAGGCCGGCUUUGCUGCAAACUUCUUCAAAGAGGAGGAUGAGUGUGCCAAGCCAGACAAUGGUGGUUGUGAACAGAGGUGUGUAAACACUCUGGGCAGCUUCAAGUGCGCCUGUGACCCGGGCUAUGAACUCGCUCCUGACAAGAAGAGCUGCGAAGCUGCGUGUGGAGGCCUCCUCUCGAAGUUGAACGGCACCAUCAGCACACCUGGUUGGCCUAAAGAGUAUCCACCCAACAAGAACUGUGUGUGGCAGGUCGUCGCUCCCACUCAGUACCGUAUCUCCAUGCAAUUCGAGGCCUUUGAGCUGGAAGGAAAUGAGGUGUGUAAAUAUGACUACGUGGAGGUGCGGAGCGGCCUCUCAUCAGACUCAAAGCUGCAUGGGAAAUACUGCGGCACAGAGGUUCCUGAAGUCAUCACCUCUCAGUACAACAACAUGAGGAUAGAGUUCAAGUCUGACAACACCGUCUCCAAGAAAGGCUUCAAGGCUCACUUCUUCUCCGACAAAGAUGAGUGCAGCAAGGACAACGGAGGCUGCCAGCACGAGUGCAUCAACACAGUGGGCUCUUACGUUUGUCAGUGUCGCCAUGGCUUUGUACUGCAUGAGAACAAACAUGACUGUAAGGAAGCUGAGUGUGAGCACAAGAUCCACAGCCCCAGUGGGACCCUGAGCAGCCCCAACUGGCCCGACAAGUAUCCCAGCCGUAAGGAGUGCACCUGGGACAUCACAGCCACGCCGGGACACCGAGUCAAGAUAGCGUUCAAUGAGUUUGAGAUCGAGCAGCAUCAGGAGUGUGCGUAUGACCAUCUGGAGGCCUUUGACGGGGACAGUGACACCGCGGCCAUCUUGGGUCGACUGUGUGGCUCUAAGAUCCCGGAGCAGCUGGUCUCCACCGGGAACAAGAUGUACCUCCGCUUUAUUUCUGACGCCUCUGUGCAGAGGAAGGGUUUCCAAGCUACACACUCCACAGAGUGUGGAGGUCGUCUGAAGGCAGAAGCUCGUCAGAAGAACCUCUACUCUCACGCUCAGUUUGGGGACAAUAACUACCCGGGUCACACUGACUGUGAGUGGCUGCUGACAGCUGAACAGGGCUACGGCAUUGAGCUGAGCUUCAUCACCUUUGAGGUAGAGGAGGAGGCUGACUGUGGUUAUGACUACAUCGAGCUGUACAACGGGUACGACGCCAACUCACAUCGGCUCGGUCGCUUCUGUGGUUCAGGGCCCAGAGAGGGGAUCUACUCCCCCGGAGGAGCCAUGCUGAUCCGUUUUCACAGCGAUGACACCAUCAGCAAGAAGGGUUUCCACAUCCGCUACACCAGCACCAAGUUCCAGGAGAGCCUUCACACCAGGAAAUGACCUCAGAUGACCCCUGACCUCUGUGCAGCCCCACCCACUGUUACCUUGACCUUCACCAUGGCAAUGAGAAAAGUACAGCCUGUCCCGUCUUAUUUGGACUCUGCAGGCAGAUGUGGACGUUCGCCAGCCUCGGGAGGAAGACGACACUUAAAACCUGAACAUUUAUCUCUUACUGCGGCUCCGUAUCUCGCUGUGAGAUGGAACAGGAAAAACAACACGAUUUUAAAAUAAGAGCUUGGACAGAUGGGGGGGAAAUACUCUGAGGAUUGAUUGGAGAAGAUUUAUUACAGGAUAUCAAGAUACCCUCAGUGUGAGAGGAGGGUUACAGAACGUGCAAAUCAGUUUACUGAGAUACUUACUGUUGAAGAAAAGAGGAGUACAAACUUUCAUAUAAAUGUACUACAUUGAUAUUCAUAAUUAUGAACUAUGGAUGCUAAAGGAACUAAGGCUUCAAAAUAAAAGAAAAUGCCUCCAAAGCAGGGAGUUUUUCGAACUCCUUGAUCCUUGACCUGUGCGACUUACUGUGAUCCGACGGCUGCUCAUACCCACAGAAACACUUUUAUUGCCUUUGAUGCCUGGGAACUGGUCUGUUCAACCCAGCUCAGAACGGCUGCAGACGAUUUUAUUUCAUGUCUUAUGUGAAAAAAAAAAAGUGUUUACUGUUUGUGUGUCUGUGUGUACAGAGAAGAGAACAAAACCUAAAAGCUGAAGGCCGUCAUGUUGCUCUUUUUUUUGCUUAAAGCUUAUGCCGACGACCAUCGUGUAUGGAAAAAUUAAAAAAUGUACAAAUGAUCUGUGAUGCUAAUGUUAAGCCUUGCUUUAUGUUGUGUGUGAUUUUUUGAGUAUGAAGACCAUCCUCUAACAAACGAAGCAACUUUUUAUGGAUGUUUCCAGUUUCCACCUCAACCUCUCGACACCCAAUCUUUUGUUUUUUUUCCAAGUGGAUGUCAGAAAGGGAAUAUUUUCACAGCUGUCUCUCGGAGUGACACGAUUCUGAUUGAAGGAGAGAUUCCCAUGGUGCUAAAAAUAAAAACUUCACUGACUGACAGACGACUGCCGGUGAAGUAAAGACUUUGAAUCGGAGACACAGUCGGCGUGCAAACAGCACACUGCAUCAACAGCACUAGUCCUGUGGAACUACAAUAUUGCCUUAGAACCAAAAUGUAUGCUAUCAGAGGUUGUUUUUUGAGGUUUUCUGGCAGCGUGUUUCAAUUUAUUUGGAUUCUUGAAUGGUCUUGUGAAAAAAAAACAUGGGAAAUGUAGUCUGUGUGUGAGAUAGAGUGUCAAUGGUGCAUGCAUGUUUGUGUCAUUUUUGUAGCUGCUCUCUGAGAUACAUACACAUACACGCUUACACGUCCACAGAAACACACCUGAUUUGUGUGCAUUUUACCUGAACACACACUUCUGUCUCUCUGUGUUUUUGGAGCGAGGAGUAAAGCGAGGUGCUGUCAAAUGAAGGAAAAACAAGGUGCAUGCAGGAUGCAUCAUUUCUGUGUUCCAAUGCAAAUGUGUAAGUGUGUGUUAUAGGGCGAUUAUAGAGAAAUAAUGUGUGUGUGUGACUGCAAACUGUAUGUUUUUAAGUUGAAUCUUCAUUACUGUACGUGCCAAUCUCCAGAUGACCCUGAUCCACUGUAGCUUUUGUUUUAUCAUUCCACCUCAGUGUCUGUAGCUCAAGAGACGCUGACAUGACGUCCUCUGCAUCAGUCAUUAAAAUACACACAGGUUAAAA
Notolabrus celidotus (New Zealand spotty) is the source of this 5297-nucleotide messenger RNA. It is a transcript of the gene tll1, whose product is annotated as tolloid-like 1. The transcript is spliced from 22 exons. Lineage: Eukaryota; Metazoa; Chordata; Actinopteri; Labriformes; Labridae. The coding region runs from base 482 to 3568 and encodes 1028 amino acids. Gene Ontology annotation, biological process: proteolysis. Gene Ontology annotation, molecular function: zinc ion binding; metalloendopeptidase activity; calcium ion binding. The record is from RefSeq and is a predicted model, not a curated record.